AUGAAAUUCCUAAUAUUUGUAGCACUGCUCGCCGUACUUCUCGGUUUCGGUUAUCUAAAAUUCGAUGAAGUGACACGUCCACUGCCGUUACCAAAAUUCGAUACUAAUAAAUAUUGGGGACCCGGAGAUGCAUCGAAAUAUAAAGAGGACAAAACAGUUAAGCCAUUUACGAUUAAAGUUGAGCCAGAGAUCAUUACCGAUUUGCAAAAACAAUUAAACCGCACUUUAAAAUUGACAGAGCCACUGGAAGGUGUGAAAUUUGAAUAUGGCUAUAAUACCGAUGCAAUGUCACAGGUUGUAACAUACUGGCGUGAUACCUAUUUAGCUAAAUGGCCAGAACGUGAAGCUCUGCUGAAUAGUUUGCCUCAAUUUACAACCGAAAUUCAAGGAUUAAAAAUCCAUUUCAUUCAUGCUAAACCCAGUGCUGAAGCUUUGCAAAAGAAAAAGGUGUUGCCACUUCUUUUGUUGCACGGAUGGCCCGGCUCAGUCAGAGAAUUUUACGACUUCAUACCCAUCCUAACCGAACCAGCUGAGAUGAAUGAUUAUGUUUUUGAAGUUAUUGCACCAUCCUUAGUCGGUUAUGGCUGGUCAGAUCCUGCCCGUAAAGUAGGAUUCAAUUCUGCCGAGAUGGCCAUUGUUAUGCGCAAUCUUAUGUUGCGUCUAGGAUUUGACAAAUUCUUAGUGCAAGGUGGAGAUUGGGGUUCCAUUAUUGGUAGGGAUGUUGCCACCAUCUUCCCGGAAAAUGUUUUGGGUUAUCACUCCAAUAUGUGUGUGAUGCAAACUCCUCUGGCCAUUAUGAAGAGUAUUGUAGCCAGCAUUUGGCCUGAAAAAUUCCUUCCUUCCCGCUUUUUCCACGAUCAUCACUUUCCCCUGUCUGAGAAGUUGAAAUUCUAUUUGGAGGAAAGUGGUUAUUUCCAUAUUCAGGCUACUAAACCCGAUACUGUUGGCACAGCUCUUCUAACUAAUCCCGUCGGACUUGCCGCCUACUACCUGGAGAAAUUCCAAUCGGCAACUGGCCCCGCUAACCAACAACGUUUUGAUGCCAUUAGCAAAGUUUACACUUUCGACGCAGUUUUGGACAAUAUCAUGAUUUAUUAUUUGACCAACAGUGCCACCACAGCUGCCCGAUUCUACAAGGAGAAUAUGUCGAAGACGUAUUUGGGAUUGCAAUUGGAACGUGUUCAAACACCAGUUCCAAUGGGCUGUGCCCGUUUCCGGUUUGAUUUGCCACCAGCCCUCGAUUGGCAGCUGUUGGACAAAUUUCCCAACUUGAUUCACAGCAAAUACUUUAACCAAGUUGGCCAUUUUGCUGCUUUGGAAGCACCCGUUAUGCUGUAUAUCGACUUUGCUGAAUUUGUGAAUAAAAUUGAAUUCAAGUAG
Molecule: messenger RNA, 1380 nt
Organism: Musca vetustissima
Lineage: Eukaryota; Metazoa; Arthropoda; Insecta; Diptera; Muscidae
Gene: Jheh3
Product: juvenile hormone epoxide hydrolase 2
Exons: 4
Coding region: 1-1380 (459 amino acids)
Biological process (GO): epoxide metabolic process
Molecular function (GO): epoxide hydrolase activity
Source: RefSeq, a predicted model, not a curated record